AUAGGCAGAAUCUGCGGCGCGGUUCCUGGGAGCGAGUGAGUGCGCGGCUGAGCGAAGGUAGCAGGCGCAGGGUGAAACCGGGGGGAAAGAGACGCGCCGCAACAAACGACACCGGACUACAAAAAAAAAAAGAAAAGAAGAAAAAAAAAGUACUCAGCCUCCGCGCACAUUAUCCCGAAAUUCAGAUGUAAUAGAAAAACAAAAAGCGAACCCCCCCCCCACCCCCCUGCGCCUGAACACGGAACGCUUUUCUGCAGGGGAGGGGUUGGUGGCGCUGAUUGGGAGUUGGUGCGGCCGGUGUGACGUCAGAGCCGCCGGUGCUGCGAGGAGUUCUCAGAAUAGACUUCUAGGAAACGGUAAAUUUUAAAAGCCAAGCCUUUACACUCUGUCCUUCACACAAUUUGGACCUCGUCCUGGCGACAACACACUCCAGCCCGCUGCCGCAGAAGUCCGCAAGGUCUCCCGUCUAAGCAGGCUUUUAAUGACAACCACUAUUUUAUUCUAAACUGCAGUUUGUUUGGGUCUGUGGAGCUCUUCCUGUCUUAUAUCGCUUACAAUCGUCCUAUUUAUAUCAAACCAAUGUCACGGAUUGUUUUUUAGGCCGAUUUUUUUUUUUUUUAUUAUUAUUAUUACUCGGACACAAUCACAGUCUCCAGGUUUUCGUUAUUUUUCUCUAAAAGUGAGAUUUAACUGGAUUGUAAACCCGGAGGAUUGAAGAAAUACCAUGAUUCUUUGUGUGCCUGGACCCAGAGCUCUCCCGCCUGCAGCUCCGUCCACUGAAGCCCCACGGGGUAUGCAGGGACGACCUGUACUUUUCAGCCCCUGCCCUCCAAGACAACCUCAGCGCCGGGAUACUACAAUAGAUAUAGAGACAAUCCUCUGCAACUUCCGCUAUCUCGAACAAGCAGGAUGGUACUGGGGAGAUGUGACUGCAGCUGUGGCCCACGCCGCACUUAAAGAGGCACCUGAAGGAGCCUUUUUGGUACGAGACAGCAGCCACCCUAUGUACAUGCUGACCCUCUCGGUCAAGACUGCCCGCGGUCCGACAAGUAUACGGAUCCAAUACAAGGACUCGAGGUUCUCGCUUGAUUCCAGCUCCCCUGCCCGACCCACCCUGUCGUCUUUCUCCAACGUCCCCGGUCUGGUGCAGCACUACAUGGGACAGGAGAAGGAAACGGAGGAGAAGAAAGUGGUGGAGGAGGCUCCUUCAAAACAGUCUCAGCAGGUCAUUCACGAGUCGUCUAUGGUACUAAAACUGAAGUGGGCAGCAUACAAACCCCAGGAGUUCCCCUCCCUGCAGCACCUUGCACGCCUCUGCAUAAACAGACACACCGACAGACUUGACCAGCUACCACUCCCGUUCCCUCUAAUUCGCUACGUGGUGAGCUACCCCUUCAAGGUAUGAGAGUUCAAUCGGAUCCGUUUUUUCGUGGAUGUAUCUCAGCUCAAAGGAAAGACUGAAAAAAAAGGAAAGAAAUGUCCUUUGUGCCUGUAAAGGACAUAGCUGCUGCAACAGUUGGAGGCCAGUCACAAAAAUACUGGACGCAGGGUCAUGUUGUUGUUGACAAAAUAUGUACAAAUUCAGUGAGUACUGGUGUGUCUGGUUCCAGACUUAAUUUGUCAAGGACUGGGUGGCGAAACGCCCCAGAAAAAGGCGACCUGUGAGCAAAAACACAGUACUGUAAUCUACGAAUAUUUUAUGAUGGAUGUGGAACUUGCCCAUAUCCGUUUUGCCACCAUCAGCUCUGGAUAUAUACGCUGUUCCCAAGAAGUACACUGAUUCCAUUUUACACCAUUUUAUUUUUCUCAAUAAAGCAUUUUUUGUACCUUU
Mugil cephalus (flathead mullet) is the source of this 1831-nucleotide messenger RNA. Its product is annotated as cytokine-inducible SH2-containing protein-like. Gene Ontology annotation, molecular function: 1-phosphatidylinositol-3-kinase regulator activity. Lineage: Eukaryota; Metazoa; Chordata; Actinopteri; Mugiliformes; Mugilidae. The coding region runs from base 725 to 1405 and encodes 226 amino acids. The transcript has 3 exons. The record is from RefSeq and is a predicted model, not a curated record. Gene Ontology annotation, biological process: phosphatidylinositol phosphate biosynthetic process; intracellular signal transduction. Gene Ontology annotation, cellular component: phosphatidylinositol 3-kinase complex.